Elaeis guineensis (African oil palm) is the source of this 1572-nucleotide messenger RNA. RefSeq names its product monooxygenase 1. The record is from RefSeq and is a predicted model, not a curated record. Gene Ontology annotation, molecular function: FAD binding. NCBI's taxonomy places the organism in Eukaryota, Viridiplantae, Streptophyta, Magnoliopsida, Arecales, Arecaceae.
CCAAAAUCAGACCCACCCACCAGAGAGCAUUUAGUCAACUAAAAACCACGGAAAGAGUUUGUGACAGAGAGAGAGAGGGGAGGACGAGAGAAGUGAUGAGGAGCAGAGAGGAACAUCACGAUGUGGUGGUCGUGGGUGGAGGAAUCUGUGGGCUCGCCACCGCUCUGGCUCUUCACAGGAAAGGAGUAAAAAGUCUUGUAUUAGAGAGAUCUGAGAGAAUACGAGCUACAGGGGCAGCAAUUGGUAUCUUCAUGAAUGGUUGGUGUGCACUUGAUAGACUUGGUGUAGGUGCCGUGCUUAGGGAUAAAACUAUCCCUAUUCCGGAGAUUCAUGAAGUGUUGUAUCACAAGUCUACAAUGCAAGUGAAAUCGACCAGGAUGGAAGAACUCAGGUGCUUAAAGAGAAGUGAUCUCAUUCAAGUAUUGUUUGACAACUUGCCUGUUGACUCGGUUCGACUUGGGUGCCAAAUUGUAGCAGUUGAAAGAGAUCCAUCAACAUCAUUCCCUAUUCUUUAUGUUCAUGAUGGGAGUAUCAUCAAAGCCAAGGUUGUGAUCGGCUGUGAUGGAUCAAACUCGGUCAUAUCUAAGUCAUUAGGGCCAGGGGCCCUAAAUGUGCUACCAAAUUGUGUGAUUCGUGGUCUCACAAAUUAUCCAAAUGGUCACAACCUCGAAACUCGUUUUUUUCGACAUCUGGAUGUUGGCUACAUGUCUUAUGGAAGAAUUCCAAUUGAUGACAACCUAGUGCAUUGGUUUGUAGAUUGGCCAUAUCCUGACAGAGAUACGGAUGCUCCAAAGGAUCCUAAGUUCCUCAUGGAGUUGGCUAUGCAGCAAAUAAAGGACAACCCGGCCGAGAUGAUCGAGAUGGUCGAGGGCAGUGAUCCUAGCUCGCUGCACCUCACACGCAUCCGUUACCGGUCACCAUGGCACCUCGUGUUUGGGAACCUCAGGAGAGGCACCAUGACAGUUGCAGGGGAUGCCAUGCACAUGAUGGGCCCGUUCCUUGGCCAAGGUGGGUGUCUUGCUCUGGAGGAUGCAGUGGUGCUCGCCAGGAACUUAGCACGGGCGAUGCCUAUGGGCUUGGAGGGUAGCAGAGUCGGUGACGGAGAGCUCAAGAAGAGAAUUGAGACGGCGUUGGAGAAUUACGUCAGGGAACGGAAGCCGAGGGUGCUGAGGUUGGCCAUGCAGUCGAUGCUCCUGGCGAUUUCGAUCUCUUCACCAUCAAAGAUCAAGAGACUUCUGAGCCUUGCACUUCUAGUUGUGUUCUUUGGCGGGGCUUCGCUUGGCUAUACUCGUUUUGAUUGUGGCCCUCUCUAGGCUCCCGAGGAUACACUUUAUGUUUGCUAUGUACUGAAACGUAGCACUCGACACAGAUCCCAUGGCAUGCAUCUUAUCCCUUCCUUCAUACUAACGAACAAAGUGUCAUCAAACGUAAACAGGUAUAAAUGGUAGAACCAUGAUUUCCUGGAUAUAAGUUUAAUAGUUCCUUAAAAAUAUUAGAUGAUCCAUUUCAGGUAUUUGGGGUCCUGUGGACCAAAUUUAAUCAUAGAAUGGCCGGCUAUAGAGGCUCCAAAUA